Ctenocephalides felis (cat flea) is the source of this 525-nucleotide messenger RNA. Its product is annotated as zinc finger BED domain-containing protein 5-like. Lineage: Eukaryota; Metazoa; Arthropoda; Insecta; Siphonaptera; Pulicidae. Bases 1 to 525 code for a protein of 174 amino acids. The record is from RefSeq and is a predicted model, not a curated record. The transcript has 2 exons.
AUGGCUUCUACUCCAUCUGGCAAAAAGCGCACUUAUAAAGAAGCAUUUCUACAAUGGGGUUCACAAUCACCAGACAAAAAUAUAGAAAAGCUUCAGUGUUUUUAUGAGGAAUAUUUGUUUUGCAAGUCUUUGCCCACUACUACUCGCGGCGAAGACGUAUUUCAAACGCUAAAAGAGUUUAUUGAGGAAAAUGGCCUGGACUGGUUAAAGCUGGUUGGUAUUUGUACAGACGGGGCACCUUCCAUGAUGGGUAUCCGUUCUGGUUUUCAGUCACUUGUAAAACAAGUUGCUCCUCAAGUUUUCAACUAUCAUUGUUUGAGACAACGUUACGCUUUGGCUGUAAAAACACUCCCACCAGAUUUGCUAAACACGUUGAGUGAUAUAGUAAAAAUUGUUAAUCAUAUUCGAGGCAGCGCUACUAACUCAAGAUUAUUUAAAGUUUUGUGCGAUGAAGUUGGUGCUACAUUAAUGCACUUUUGUAACUACAGAGAUACGUUGGUUAUCAAGAGACAACGUUCUAAGUAG